UAUUUAAUAUCGGUCAGUCUGUGGCCAGUUCUCAGUGCGAUCGCACAUCUAAAAAAAAAUCAGAACCCCAAAAGCGAUGCCAUUUCCUUCGAGAAGAUCGACUUUUCUUCUUUUAUAAAAUUGUCAUUUUAUUGGAAAGAUUUGUGCUCAUCCAUGUGCGAUUUAGGGAUAAGUGAUUUUUUUGUAUUAAAGGAGAAAGUGUAUUAAUGCUCUAUUUAAAAAAGAAAUGAGAGUUGUGCUUCACAUCGAAAGGGAAGAAUUCGAAUUAUUUCUCAUUUUCCCCUUUAUAACGAUCAUUCAGUGAUAAUAAUUUGUGUGUACUUUAUUGCACAACCUAUCACAUCAAUUGUGCCCCAUAUGAUAAAUUGUGGAACGGAGAAAAGUCCACCGCGGGGAGACACAUCCUGGCAGAGAGUGGUGUAAUUGAAUUUAUUGUAAUAAACUAAAGUGCAGAGGCUCAGUGGGAGAUCGCAUAGAUCACAAGAAACUCCACGGAGAAGACACCAUGCUAUGACAAAUAAGGAUUGUUGAUCGAGUUGAUUCAUUAACAUUGCGGGAGAAUAUUGCUGGGAGAAAUACUAAAUUGUUGUGGAUAAGUGAGAUUUUAAUGAGAACAUUCACACCGUGUGAUUAUCCGAUAGAAUGGAAUAUUCUAAGACACUUGUGGACUUAGCGAAAAUUGUGAAAAUCCUCUUCUUCACGGAAACCCUCUUGCUACUUUUGCUUCUUCAACUUGAUCUACCCGAAAUGAACAUUAUUGGUGUGAAUUACAAAUUUGUGGCACGAUCUUGACGAAAAUAUCAUUGGAAUUUACACGCAACCAGCAGAGUAUUUAGAAUUGUUCUACUAUACUUUGUGAGAAAAGCAAGGAAGUUUCCAAUUAAAUGAGGCCUAUGGAGAGAAAAAAUUAACGUGGAAAAAAUUUUAAAUACAAAUUUUUCACAAAGAUUUUCUCUUAACAAGAAUUCCGUGCAUAUUUUAAGACAAAAUUCAUUGAUAAAGUGCAGUGAGACAAAGCGCAACAAUACAGUUGCAGCAACUUUUCUCAAUGAUCUUCGCGAUCGUAUGGAUAAAUAAUUCAUAAUUUUGUGCUGUGUGUUUUUAUUUUCAUUCAGGAAUUUUUAAUUUUUUCCCGCUAGGACAAUUUAAAUAUUUUAAUAAAUUAAUAUAAAACUUGUGUAUACAUAUGCUCAAAGGAGAUUACAAUAAUCGAAUUGUAAGUGAGUGGGUGGGAACAAGCAACAAUUUGCUGCAAUUUUGCUCCUUAUACGAUCACCUCGCACUCAAUCACUUCAAUACGUGAUGAUCAGAGGUGUAAAUUGCUACGUGGACAGAACAUACCAAUUUUGAGGAAAUUUUUGGGGGAUUAGAAAAAAAUUUAAUAAAGAAGAGAAAGACAAUAAAUUACUCUUCAGUGUCUAAACUAAUUUUGUGUGAUCGCUUUUUCGUUCACCUUGACAUUGUGUUCAAACUUUCAUAACUGACUGAAGGGAGAUCUCAAAAAGGAACUUUGUGAAAAUGAUGUCCCUAAAGCAGUGGCUAGCAAUGCUAGCAUUCUACGUGUCUUACCUAUUUUUUGGUGCCAGUGUUUUCUACACGUUGGAGCAGGAGUUGGAAACAGAGCGGCGCGUUCAAGCUCUUCAAGAUCGUAUCGAUGUCAAUGAACUCCUCGUAGAAUAUUUAGCGCCCUACAAUCGAACACUUCAGCAUGAGCUUUUGGAAAAGAUUUCCGUAUACUGUGAGAAACCAGUGACGAAUUACACAGAAGAUAAAUACCUGGAUCCCUACGUAUGGACAUUCUAUCACUCGUUCUACUUUGUUUUCACGGUUAUCUCCACUGUUGGAUAUGGAAAUAUAUCUCCCAACAGCACUUUUGGAAGAAUGUUUAUGAUCUUCUAUGCUAUCAUUGGUCUUCCUAUCAAUGUGAUUACGCUUGCGACUCUUGGAAAUUUCUUUGGGAAAACGUUUAGUAAACUCCACAAUCGCUACAAGCAAUACAAGAAAUCAACAAAUAAGCACUAUGUGGCAAUGAAAUUGAGUUUAAUCGCUCAGGUUACGCUCUAUCUUAUACCGGGAAUGCUAAUAUUUAUUUUUCUGCCGGCAUGCCUCUUCACGUACUUCGAAGAUUGGCCCUACUCCGUCAGCGUCUACUAUGCCUUUGUUACAUUGACCACCAUUGGGUUUGGUGACUAUGCAUGUACAUUUCAACCCUAUCAAGAGAGGGUGUUUGGAAUUUAUUUUAUUCUGUAUGAAGUCUUCGUGAUAUUCUGGUUUGUCUUUGGCCUCGGCUACGUCUUGAUGAUCAUGGGAUUCCUCGUAAAGGCUUACCAGAGUCGGCGAGUGAAGCAACUGGAGCACAAACUUGCUCUCAGUCUCAAAGAAACACAGAGUCGUGUUUGGAAUGGGGUGACGAAAGAUAUAGGCUUUUUGAGGAAGAUGUUGAAUGAGUUACACAUGCUGAAUUUCAAACCGGUGUAUUCAGAACCAACGGAUAAAUUCCUUCAAUUUAAUAUGAAUCGCUCGGAAUCCUGCCCAGAGCUAACAAUGUACCGCCCAGAUUCUCCGUCUAUUAUCUGCAGGAAACGCGCUAUGAGCGAGAGUCAGUAUACAAAGGUGGAAGAGAUGUUCAACACCCAGAGUACCACGACACUCAAUAGGACACAAUCAGAUACAGAUUUGGCGAAGAUUGAUAGAAAGAGAACAUUUGAAGGCGUGAAAUCAGCCAAUCAGACUGGAGAGCUACUGGCACAACUAGUAACAGCACUGGGACAGUACAGGGAUCCUGAUGAUGAUCGGCACAGUCUCCAUGAAAUGGGAGGAGGAAUUCACGGGUUCUCAGACAAUGAGAUUCUAGCAAGUGAGCGCACAUGGUCUGGAUGGUCUCUACCUACUUCUGAACGAAGUAUGAGUAUAUCGGGACCAUCAGCACAUCCCAGAAGAAAUAGAACAGCAUCAGAGGUUGCUACACAAUUCUACACGAAAACCUCUGAUGAGAAUUACGAGUGGACGUGGAGCAAUAACAGCGAUCCGCGAAUUCUUCGUCUCAGAUCGGGAUCCCAGAAGAAUGAUUUGUACAAAAGAUCAUUCGGGAUAGAGAAGAAAGCAAUGGAAUUGCCAAAUAGCCUGGCUAUUACGAUGCCAAUCGACAUUCCACCAUCAGCUACGAAUAAAUCACUUUUGGGUCGUUUUAAGAAUUUCCGCAAGAGAGCUAUGAGUUUUGCAGCUGGAUCCGAUUGGACUGGAGAUGAUCCUGAAGCUGCCAGAGAUCAGUACACCGUGCCUUUUGAGAGGAGUACACCGAUGAGUACUUUCCUCAAUACAGCAGCCAGUCGUCGACCAAGCAAUUUCACAUCGGCUCUUCCUGGGAAGGAUGCGGAUUCAAAUGUACUCGAGAGGACAACAAUUGCUGACCUCAUAAGAGCAUUGGAAGUUAUACACACAAAGGCGGCUCUAUCAGAUUUGGAAACACCACCACCAGUUCGGCAUAAAUUCGAACCUGCUACACCACCCAAAAUUCCAUCAUUGAUGACUAUUUUCCAGCGAAACGCUUCCAUUGACAACAGUGACUCAAUAUCAUCCAUUCGAUCCGAUCGACGACGCGGAUCCUUGCGACCAACGCUGUACAGUCGCCCACGUCGUCAGUCCGAGGCAAUGAUCUCAGAAAUACGCCCUCCACCCUAUAAUUCCAUCGAUUCACCCCAGCCCAUUAGACGCCGCUUUAGUGUCCGUCCAUCUGCACUCAGCGUACCUCCUGGUCAGGCACCACCAAUCAGCAAUGCCUCCUCUUCUUCCUCCAUCCACAACCCACCUGUGGCGCGAAAAAUCUCCAUUAGACCAAGUCCUCUGGCGCGGCAGCAAUCAACUCAGUCUGAAGCUGGACCUAUACCCAAACCCAGUUCCAUUUGGCGUUCUGCCGUAACGUCGCGCCUUGGCACGUCUCGCCACGCAAGUCUCACGAGUCUCACGGAAAGGAAGAAAAGUGAGGCCACAGAUCCAAAAUAGUCAAAUUGUUAGGUAAAAAGAAAGACAAGAAGGUAGUAAUCCUCGAACAUGCUCAAAGAUUUGUAUAAAAAUAAGAUGAAAUAUAUAUUAUUUGAAAAUGUC
This is a messenger RNA of Lutzomyia longipalpis, 4104 nucleotides long. RefSeq names its product open rectifier potassium channel protein 1 (gene Ork1). The coding region runs from base 1519 to 4002 and encodes 827 amino acids. The transcript is spliced from 6 exons. Gene Ontology annotation, biological process: potassium ion transmembrane transport; stabilization of membrane potential. Gene Ontology annotation, molecular function: potassium ion leak channel activity. Gene Ontology annotation, cellular component: membrane. The record is from RefSeq and is a predicted model, not a curated record. NCBI's taxonomy places the organism in Eukaryota, Metazoa, Arthropoda, Insecta, Diptera, Psychodidae.